AGCCGGUGUGAAAUCAGACAUUUCGCUACGUGAAUGCUGGUCGUUCAGACCGCCUUGUUCUCGGCCCUUGCGGGCUCCGCUGCUUGGUAUCGCAGCGUGGUUGAAGCGAGCUGUGUGUCCCCGAUGUGUCUACAGGCGGCACACAAUCGGAAAAUGUCAUGACGAAGCAGUGGUAUCGACUCAAUACCACUGCAGGCAUCUCGCCUGGAUUGAUUGAGGAACUGCCGUUUCUGCAGUCAAACAACCAAGCAGCUUCAGUUGGCAAAUGCCGCGCGGCACGACGCCGUUGGGACACCGCCUUGAAGAAGGAUGCCUUCCCAUCGGGACAGAAUUGUUCCGAGGCAAUGUCGCUGCGCCGCGCCGCUCUACUUCUAAAAGCCGACUAUCCAUCGGUGUUUCACAUCGCUUGGUGCUGCUUCAAACAACACUUGCUGAAAAAGACUGCCAUCUGCUCAACAGCACAACACCGUCUCUCUUCGUGAAUCGCUUCAGCAACCAGUCUGAAGUACAUGUACUACUCGCGUAGAUGAAACUACUGCCAAUUAGUGGGGUGCUGCUGCAGCCAGUGGGCCUAGCUGACGAGAACUGGUUGAGCAUCCAACAAUUUACAUUGCGCGUCGGGCUCAUUUAACCCCUAACAAUUGAUGUCGAGCACCACAUGUACGCGAAGAAGCGCUGCUGAGCGGGUUCGCUUCGGCUUGUCUGCAGCAGCUCCUGCUUCUGCUCCUUGACGAGUGCUUCACCGACAUAGAGCACAAGAGACGGCGGGCGGCGCGAAUUUUGUAUCGUAGGCUUGCUCGUCGGUACAGUUCAAGACUUCAGCGAUUCAAAGCCUGCACACGAGCCCAAGAUGUUGUAGCAAGCUUUCGAACUCGCUCGAAAUCGUGUUGAGCUUUGCAUCAAAAAUUCAAAUUUAAAACUUUGACGAACAUAACUUCACAGGUGAAGAAGGUAUUGAAGAACUCGAUGCAAAAAAGAGAACAGUUUUGAGGACAAACACGCCAUGGCCAAAGAGGCAUCGGCUCGGGGCGAUUGGACGCCAGAGCCGGCAUGCCACGGAGACAGGACCGCUGCAUGUCAAACGUGAAUAGCUUCGUUUUCACGCACCAACAGAAACUAGCCACCGAUGGAGCUGUUCGCUUACAUGAUCACAGCCAUCGCAACAUGCACAAUUACUGCGCCGAGCGCCAAUUCGACAGGAUGAUUCAAUGCGUUUUCGUUUAACAUGUUAUAGUAGAAUAUACCAAGUACUUGGCAAACGCA
Phytophthora nicotianae INRA-310 is the source of this 1263-nucleotide messenger RNA. RefSeq lists its product as hypothetical. The transcript has a single exon. NCBI's taxonomy places the organism in Eukaryota, Oomycota, Peronosporomycetes, Peronosporales, Peronosporaceae. The record is from RefSeq and is a predicted model, not a curated record. Bases 159 to 482 code for a protein of 107 amino acids.